Messenger RNA from Puccinia graminis f. sp. tritici CRL 75-36-700-3, 429 nucleotides. RefSeq lists its product as uncharacterized. The record is from RefSeq and is a predicted model, not a curated record. The coding region runs from base 1 to 429 and encodes 142 amino acids. The transcript has 2 exons. NCBI's taxonomy places the organism in Eukaryota, Fungi, Basidiomycota, Pucciniomycetes, Pucciniales, Pucciniaceae.
AUGCCUGCCUUUGAGGGUGUUGGAGGGCGAAAGAAGAAGCGGACACGAAAACCAACAACCAGUACCGGCAUUCAAUUACAGCAGUCACUGGCACUGGAAGUUGUUGAUGCAAUCCGAACCUCCGAAAACAUCUCCCAAGAACACAUCACACAUGACCACCAAGACCACCCAAGCCAACUGGAGAUCCGCGAAACAUACAAUUAUUCAACCAAUCAGCAAGAAACCUUUGAAGGUCAAGAGACUGCUUAUGAUCAGCCAACCGACCCUCAAGUUGACAACCUGCUAGCAUACCUCCAGACCGAGGAUUACAAAAGGAAGAAACUUUUGGAGGAGAAGCAUUGGAAUGAGCUCGGACAUCCAACUGGGGAGACGUGGCAGCUUGGGAUCGCGACUGGAAAGAACCAUGCCAAUGCCCUCGGACCCGACUGA